Molecule: messenger RNA, 1176 nt
Organism: Trichoderma atroviride IMI 206040
Lineage: Eukaryota; Fungi; Ascomycota; Sordariomycetes; Hypocreales; Hypocreaceae
Biological process (GO): phosphatidylserine catabolic process; monoacylglycerol catabolic process
Cellular component (GO): endoplasmic reticulum membrane
Molecular function (GO): monoacylglycerol lipase activity; phosphatidylcholine lysophospholipase A1 activity
Source: RefSeq, a predicted model, not a curated record
AUGGGCAUUCCCUUGCAUCCGAUUCUCCGAGCAUCUCUUUGGGUGGCCGCCGCGCCCCUGGCCUUCUACGUCGCUCUCAUAGGGCUAGGCGUGGUACCAUUCUUCCAAAGACACUUCCUGUAUGCUCAUACCAUCAAUUCGCUAUGGUGGUCAGAUAUCAAUGCCCCAGAGGGCUGGGGGUUUGCCAAAAACCAGGUAACUCCGUUUCAGCUGCAGACUCCUGAUGGAGAGACAAUCUACGCUUGGCAUAUUAUGCCGCUGCCUCUCUAUCUGCAGCACGAAGCCGCAGUAGCAACUCAAAAGAUUGGCCUCUGUGAUAAUUUUACGCAAACCGAGUCGUUCCGCCUGCUGGCGAACGAUCCAGAGGCGAGACUCAUCAUAUCCUUUCAUGGGAAUGCUGGACACAUUGCCCAAAACGAGCGGCCAAACAGCUACCAUGCCUUGACUGAUACCUCGUCAUAUCACGUUUUGGCCGUUGAUUACCGCGGUUUCGGCCAUUCCACGGGCAUGCCCAACGAAACUGGCCUAAUUCUAGAUGCUGCCACCGUUGUCGACUGGGCCAUCAACGUGGCAAAGAUUCCCCCGAGCAGGAUCGUCUUGCUGGGCCAUAGUCUCGGAACUGCAGUUGCUAGUGGCGUCGCCGAGCGGUAUGCUCUCCAAGGAGUUGAAUUUGCAGGCAUAGUUCUAGUCGCGGCAUUCAGUGACUUGGCCACUAUGCUGAGUGGUUAUCGCUUCGGAGGCUAUGUGCCUGCUCUCGGGCCAUUCGCGAUGUGGCCGGCUUUCCAGCGGCUUCUCGAAAGGUAUAUUGUUGACAAAUGGCAUUCAGCCAACAGACUUGCAAACAUUGUACGCCACACCAGAGGCAGGCUGAGGAUUAGCUUGGUGCAUGCAUACAAUGAUAACGAUAUUCCGUGGACUGAGGACAAUAAGCUGUUCCACGCCGCCGCGAACGAGACGAUUGGCAUUCUCGAUGAUGAUGAAUUCAACGCUUGGAAAGAGUCGAAUACGGUUCGGACCAGUGAAAAAUCAUUCGUCACAACAUGGACAACUGGCGAAAAUAUAGUCAUUCGUCAGGAAUUGUUCCCUUGGGGCGGCCAUAACGAAAUUUUGAGCUUUGCGCCAGUCAGCUUAGCAAUUAUACGAUCAUUUGAUCUCGAAGGCACAGCGUACGAUUAA